This is a messenger RNA of Penicillium cataractarum, 1083 nucleotides long. RefSeq names its product WD40 repeat domain-containing protein. The record is from RefSeq and is a predicted model, not a curated record. Gene Ontology annotation, molecular function: ubiquitin binding. Bases 1 to 1083 code for a protein of 360 amino acids. Gene Ontology annotation, cellular component: kinetochore; bub1-bub3 complex; mitotic checkpoint complex. Gene Ontology annotation, biological process: mitotic spindle assembly checkpoint signaling. NCBI's taxonomy places the organism in Eukaryota, Fungi, Ascomycota, Eurotiomycetes, Eurotiales, Aspergillaceae. The transcript has 3 exons.
AUGUCGUCAAAUCAAUUCACUGUGGCGUCGCCACCUACGGAUGCUAUCUCCGCUUUAAAGUUCUCGCCAGACCCUAACUCGACGCGGAUCGUCGUUUCGUCAUGGGACAAGAACGUUUAUCUGUACGAUCUCCGAGACGAGAACGGCGUUGUGGGUGGAGGGAAGCUACUGCAAAAGUUUGAGCACCGUGCUCCAGUACUGGAUGUCUGUUUCGGCGAGAAUGAGAAUGAGAUCUAUACCGCGGGUUUGGAUUGGGAUGUGCGCAAGAUCGACCUAAACACUUCGGAACAGACAGUCAUGAGCAGCCACGAAGCCGGCGUGCGCAACGUUGUCUACAGCCGCGAACACAACCUCAUCAUCUCCGGCUCUUGGGACUCAACCCUCCAUGUGCACCGCCCCGACGCCGGAACGAACACUCAGUCCAUCCCGUCUAUUAUCCCACUCCCCUCAAAGCCCUUCUCUCUAUCUCUCACGCCCACCAAGUUGGUGGUGGCCAUGGCAUCGCGCGCCCUGCACAUCUACGACCUGAAGGCAUUGGCCCUUCUCACCGCACAGGCCGACAGCGACACCGCCAACGGCAACAAAGUGGAGCUCGAGCCCUGGCAACGGCGCGAGAGCAGUCUGAAGUUUAUGACGCGCUGUGUCGCCUGCAUGCCCGACGAUGCCGGUUACGCUUCGUCCAGUAUCGAGGGCCGUGUAGCGGUCGAAUGGUUCGACCCCUCUCCCGAGUCGCAAGCCCGCAAGUACGCAUUCAAGUGCCACCGCCAAACCGCCGAGGACGGCGUCGAUGUCGUCUACCCGGUUAAUGCACUCGCCUUCCAUCCUAUUUUCGGCACAUUUGCUUCCGGCGGAGGUGAUGGCGUCGUUGCACUGUGGGAUGGUAUCUCCAAGCGCCGUAUCCGCCAGUACCAGAAGUAUCCGUCUAGUGUGGCUGCUCUUGGGUUCAGCGGGAAUGGCAAGUAUCUGGCUAUUGCGAUCAGUCCUGGCUUUGAGGAUGGUAAAGAUGAUGUUCCCGAGGGAGUCGUUAAGAUUAUCGUGAAGGAGCUGGGCGAGACGGAAGCCAAGGCCAAGGGAGCGAAAUAG